CUGGUACAAUGUACAAACAUAAAAAAAGACACUUACUUAAGAGACGACACUACGAUAAAAUGAUACAAACAGGUGUAUAAUUAGUUUUUAAAAUAAGCUACAAAUUCCCAAUCCUGUAAAAGCAAUAAAAUGUAUUUACCUUUCUUUUAAAGCUAUUCAACGACGUAACCUCACGCAUGUCGACUGGAAGCAGGUUAAAGAGCAUAUAUCCAGCAUAAACUGGAGACUUUUUAUAGUACAUGGAAUGAAAUGUAUUAUUAAUGAAAUUGCCUUUUAAAUUUGUUAUUUUGGAGAAAAUACACUAAUAGCUUGAACAUGUAAAUAGAUGGCACGCCAACAAAAGACUUUACUGAAAGCUGCAUCAUGGACAGAACGUGAAGAUUAUGAUGGACUUGUACUGGUUUCUGCUCCAGAUCAAGCCAAAAGCCAAAAGGUAUUACAUGAUGCUGUUUCUGAAGCGCUAACAUACGAUGCCGCCCUCACGAGUGAGUUGGCGGUUUUGCCUUUGCGGGACCUGAACACCCGACUGGUGCAUUCUCCCACGGGACCCAUAGACUCUGAUUAUGGAGAUGUGAGGCUGUUCAAAAAAGCCGCAGCUGAUGGGAUCAAGAGGGCACUGAAGAGUGGCAUGAAAGCUCCACUGCUUGUCUUGGAAGAACAUUCUAGGUUCCCGAGAGCAGAGCUGGUUACCCUGUUGGGAGCACUUGAGGCGCUCUAUGUGUGUUGCGUGAAAUGCGCAGUUAACCUACUUGACGCCAUCGCCGAUCAAAAGUUUUAAUGGGUACAAACCUCGACACCAUUGAGAGUUGCCACAUCUCAGAUGUGUACAAGUUUGACGCAGGGAAACAAGAAAUUGUCGUAGGGUAGAUUUCUUCUGUUUACGCAUGCACCUGCUGACGAGUGCUACUAACCCAGUUUUGAUAUCCUUGACAGCCAAUUCAAGUGCGAGAGUCUGAUCCUUCGAAGGUCCAGAAGAUUGAUCGCAUUGGAGUUCUAACGAGCUGCAAGCAGAAAACAGAAAAACUGGUCCAACUUGCCGAUGUCUUGGAGUCCGGGCGAAGAGUAGCAUGCGACAUUGGAGAUGCUGAUCCUGAACGUAUGGCACCUCAAAGAGUGGAAGAGUACGUCCGAAAAGUAUUCGCUGAUGGCACCAUUAAGCUGGAUGUGCUUAGCGAUUUGCAGCAUCUCACAAAAGAGUUUCCACUCUUUGAGGCAGUGAACAGAGCUGCAAGCGUUGUGGAGAGGCAUCGUGGCCGGGUUAUUUUCCUUGAAUACGAUCCGAAAGAUAAUGUUACUGAGACACUGUUCUUGGUAGGAAAAGGCGUGACCUACGACACAGGCGGUGCUGACGUGAAGAUCAGCGGCUGCAUGAUCGGUAUGUCCCGCGACAAAUGCGGAGCAGCUGCAGCUGCAGGUUUCAUGGAGAUGGUGCGAAGGUUGCAGCCGAAGAAUAUCCGCGUGGUGGCAGCCAUGAGCAUGGUACGCAAUAGUAUUGGAAGCAAUAGCUACGUGGCUGACGAAGUCAUCACUGCCAGGUCUGGCAAGAGGGUCAGGGUCGUCAAUACGGAUGCUGAGGGAAGAAUGGUCAUGGCGGAUCUACUGUGCAAGUUCAAGGAAGACGCACUAAAGGCGGUGAAUCCUCAUCUGUUUACCAUUGCUACACUCACUGGACAUGCCUAUUUGACGGUUGGAGACGGUUAUGCUAUUGUCAUGGAUAACGGUCCAGCAAAGAAGUCUAACUAUGGCUGCCAACUACAAAAAGCCUCUGAAGAUAUUGGUGAUCCCUUCGAAAUAUCAAAUGUCCGUAAAGAGGAUUUCGACACCUACAAAGGGAAGAUGGAAGGAGAUGACAUCAUCCAGGCUACUCCAAGGCCUUCUUCUCAAACUGCCAGAGGUCAUCAAGGUCCAGCCGCUUUCCUGAUUGUAGCAUCUGGACUGGAUGCACACGGUUCUGGUAGCGAGUCUCCCAUAAAGUACAGCCAUCUAGAUAUAGCAGCUAGUGCUGGUGGUCUUCCUAAACCUGCUACUGGCUCUCCAGUGCUGGCAUUCGCAGAAAAGUACCUCUUGAAGGACCUGUAGUUUACUUAUGUUGACUUGCUUUUACACAGGGUUAUCAUGUACGAGCUGAUGUGCAAUACAAAUAAAUAUUGAGUUUUUGAAA
Molecule: messenger RNA, 2161 nt
Organism: Acanthoscelides obtectus
Lineage: Eukaryota; Metazoa; Arthropoda; Insecta; Coleoptera; Chrysomelidae
Source: the annotation of a GenBank genome assembly